CACGGUUUUGAUGGCUUUAUUAUCUUGGAACUUGUCUGGAAAACAUAACCACCUCCUCACUGGAGCUAGAGAGAGAAAGCAAGCAACAAAAUGUGAUAGCUAUACAUACAUGUUUUGUAAGUAUAUACAGUGAGAGAAAGAAGAAGCAUUUUGUAGAGUUCCAGCUCAAAGAAAUUGCAGUAUCUUGAUCUCCCUUUCAUAAAUUAAUAUUUGCUAAGUAAGUCUAGGAAGGAUAGUUUUCUUCCUGGAGUGAGUAUUUAUCUGGUUAAGUUUGCUGCCGAGGAAUUAAGCUGCUAAAAAUUUCAACACUUUCUGUCUGAAUUAUAUCUCGAAAGGCUUUGUUGGAAUGCAACAGCAUCACCAAGUCAGCAAUAUAAAUCCCGUGACAAACAAAUGUUGCAGCAGCAAAUUAUGCUUAAACAGAUUCAGGAAAUGCAGCGGAGGCAGCAGCUCCAGGAGAUGGGCGAAGGAAGAAAACAGAAUUAUGUAAAUCAACGUCCAUCACUAAAGCAGGCUUCAGGUGCUCAAUUUCCUCAUCCAAUUAAUGGAGCAACCAUUAAUGAUUCAUCGCAAAUGUUUGUGGACGUGAUACAACAUGGUGGAUCGGCGACUUUUCAAGGUUUUUCUAAUGGAUUGGGUCUUUCAGAACCUCAGAAUCUGCCUGGACGUCCUCUGGGCUUUUCACAGCAGCAGUUUGGCAUACCUUUAUAUUCUCACCUCCAGGGGCCGUCUAAUGACUCUGCCAAUAUAACGGUCAUGAACAAAAAUAUCCCAUUGGAAAUGCCCACCAUGCAGCCAUCGGCCUUUGUUAACUCAGUUAUUAGUCAAAGAAGCAAUUUCUCUUCAGACCAGAUUUGCAUCCCUGAUGGAGCUCUGCUGCCCAAUCAAGUGUUUGAGGAGAAGAAAUUGUUUGGACAAGGCCUCGUUCAAGGUCUCAAUGAUGGGAAUUUACAUGAGAACUAUUCCCAGCAAAGGAACACGUCAAUUCUUGAAUCUGAAGAGAUGCAAAAACAAGCUGGCUUGCAUGGACUUGCUCCAGGAAACGUGCCAAAACCUGGCCUUUUUCUGCAGCCUGGCACUUCUCUCGACCCAUUGGAACAGAAGAUAUUAUACAAUACGGAGGAUAACACGGAUGCUGGAGGCUUUGCAACUACCCUGGAUCUCACAUCUUAUAUGGAUGAAUUGCCUUCUAUGCAAAGUGGUAGCUGGAGUGCUCUUAUGCAGUCAGCCGUGGCAGAAACUUCGAGUAGUGACAAUGGGGUACAAGAAGGGUGGAAUGGUUUGAGCUUUCAGAACCCAGAACCUUCAACUGACAAUCACUGCUCUAAUUACAUUGAUGGUGAGAAGCAGCAAAAGAAUUGGUUUGACAUGCCAAGUUCAAAACCUGAGCCCUUUUUCCAGAAUUCCAAUCUGAACUACAGCUUUCCUGGUUUUCAGCAAUCAAAUGACCAAUAUGUCAAACAAAGAGAGGAGUCACAUUCUGAGUCUUCCCAUUCUUCUAUUCAGCAGUCCACUAGAAAUAAUAACAAAUUGUCAGAUUAUAGCCCUCAACAGAAGCAUCCUAUAGAAGGAAGUCAAAUGAUUCAAACAUCUUCGCCUGUGCCAAACUUUUGGCUUGGUCAGCAUCACGAGAAUUUGAAAAAUGAUACAGAUCAUUCUAGCUUUUUGUCAUAUGCCAAUGUGAACCAACCUUUCAGCAGCCUCUCAGGGCAGGAAUCGAGAGGCAAGCUUCAUGGCAUUACACCUCAGCACGUGCAUGGGGGCAGUCAAAAGCUAUUUGAUCAGGUACUCCAGCCGAAUAAUCAAAGGUACUCAAUAGAACCAGCGAAAAUGGCUCCUGGAAGCAAUUUUGUGCCCACGUCAUCUCUCUUUGGUUCAGUCACUCAUCUGAACAUCCGAAGUGUGACUGCUCAAACAAGUGAAAGUAUGCUUGAUCUACUUAGCAAGGAUGACAUAUCCAUAGAACAAGCACAUGAGAACUUGAACCCAAACGACUCAACACAAAAGGAAGUGCCAUUAACUGAAACUUCUGCGACUUUUGGUAAAUCACACAACAUUUCUUCUGUACCACAAGGAUUUGGCUUAAGAUUGGGACUUGCAGAUCAGCAGACUCCAGAGCCAUACUCUUUCUUUCAAACUUCCUCGGGGAACUCAAGUGCAACAUCGCCUUCAAAUCGUUUGCAUCUUCAAAAUCAUCGUACUUCAGCUCCACCUGUGGCGAUGGCGAGUCAUUUAUCAAGUAAACUUCCAGCAUAUAGUGCUGCUGCCUCCCAAGAUAAUGGCUCUCUCAAAAGCGCCCAUCUUUAUGAUCAAGAAUUGCCUAUUUUGGGAUCUGUUCCAGUCACUCAGUGGCCAGCUCUGCUCCAAUCCUCUGAUUUAGGUUUGAGCAGUCUGCAGGAUACUGCAGGGCAUUCACAUGAACAGCAUAAUCAAAACUCUUUUAAACAAGAAAACAGUGUACAAGAAUAUGGUGCCUAUUCAGGAAAAUCAGAUCGUCAUGAACAGCAGUUGGGGAAAGAGGUGUCCCACCAAUUUGGCUCAACUGGGGUAGGUAUCUCAAUUUCACGGAGUAGAUCUAUUCACGAGAACGAGUCUAUGGGAAAGAAUCACUUAGAAGCAGAUGUUGAAACUGGUUCAUUGAUGCAUCACUCUGAUAUUGCACAUCAGAGAGUCAACCAAACCCCUUUAUUUCCAGCUAGAGAUACUGGAGCCUUUGGCAAUUCUUUAUAUGCUCUUAAUCAAAAUCACUCCUUUGUGCACCCGGUGCAAAUGCCUCUAAAACACGUGGAAGUUGAUUCAAGUAAAAGGUUACCAAUUAAAUGUGAAGGUGUUGAUUCUGGUAUUAACUACCAGCAGCGUGGACAGAAGUCAAGAAUCAACGAUUUGGAGAAAAAUGAUGCAAUUUUGUCUGGGAACAAUAGAACACCAUGGAACUUUUGUCCAGAGGCCCAAGGUGAUCAGUUGGGCAAAACUUCAUCACAGGCUUACCUUCAUGAUUCCCAACAGAUGGCAAUGUUCGGCCAAAAUGAUACUCAGAGUGCGUCCAUCGGUAGUAAUGAAGGUUCUAAUGUUACAUAUCAGUCCCAGAUUAGUUUGCAAAUGGCUCCAUCCUGGUUUAAACAUUAUGGAACCUUAAAAAAUGAGACGUGGCCACGGUUCGAUGCCAAUGCUGAAAUUACUGCAGUACAUCAACUUUCUGGAAGGACUCUAGCUAACUUGCCAACAAAUAGCUCGAUUCUGCAGGUGAAUUCGGCUAGUCAAGGAAGCAGCAUAUGGCCAAUUACAGUAGGAAGUAACCAAUUAUCUCCUUCUAAUGUGUUACCUUCAGAUAUCACCUAUACAAACUUGGCAGUUUCAAGACCGAAGAAGCGUAAGAUCAUUGCAUUUGAACUUGUACCAUGGCACAAAGUAACUCAAAAUUCGUGUAGGCUUCAAAAUACCAGCAUUUCUGAGUUAGAAUGGGCACAAGCUACAAAUAAAAUCUUUGAAGAGGUUAAAAUGGAAGCCGUAGUUCUUGAAGAUAUUCACCCAUCGGUUCGAGCAAAAAGAAGGCUUAUCUUUACAACACAGCUUAUGCAGCAGGUAUUUCGGCCUGCACCGACAGUCAUUCUCUCUGCAGAUGCAAGCCCAAACUACGAUUUCAUGGCAUAUUUUGCUGCAAGAUUAACGUUGGGAGAUGCCUGCUGCCUGGCUCAAUUUCAGUCUGACACAAGCGACAAGUCACCUGAGAAGCUGAAAACUUUCAAGAGAACUGGUGCUUAUGAUCUCUCAAAAGUUGCAGAAAACUUCACUAGUCAACUGAAGAUGCUCAAGGGAAACAUGUUAAGAUUGGACAAGACUUUAUCGUUUACGGACGUUAAGGUAGAAGCCCAGGAGUUGGAGAAGUUCUCGAUCAUCAACCGUUUGGCAAAGUUUCACGGCAGGGCUCAUCAGGGUGUAGUCGACACAGCAUCAUCUUCUGGCACAACACCAUCAGCUCAGAAACACCUACAGAGAUAUGUUAUCGCAGUUCCAAUGCCUAAGUCAGUACCAGAGGGAACAAAUUGUCUUCCAUUGUGAUCAUUGAUUGAUCAAAGCCAUUCCGUCAGUGCCCUCUGUCCCUACAACACGAAUCUGCUGCUGCGUGCUUUUACAAUCCUUCGGAAAUGAACAGAGCAGAACCGAAUACGCGCUGACUGCUAGUGAGGCUAUCGAGGCGGUAAGAUUUGUUGUUUUUGAUAAAGCACAUAAAUUGUUCUUUCUAAUGUGCGUGAAAUGUUGAGUAUUUCGAGCAUGUAACUCACCAUUUAGGGAUCAAUAGCCAACUUGUAUGGAUCUCUCGAGUCUUCUUUAAGGGUAUGCUUCAAAGAUUGACUCUAAGUUUGUGUAUUGUAGGACUAACUUUGUGUAGCUGUAAGUUUGUAUCCAUUUCUCUCGA
Molecule: messenger RNA, 4417 nt
Organism: Olea europaea var. sylvestris
Lineage: Eukaryota; Viridiplantae; Streptophyta; Magnoliopsida; Lamiales; Oleaceae
Exons: 10
Coding region: 394-4059 (1221 amino acids)
Source: RefSeq, a predicted model, not a curated record